Rotaria sp. Silwood2 is the source of this 297-nucleotide messenger RNA. The record is from the annotation of a GenBank genome assembly. Lineage: Eukaryota; Metazoa; Rotifera; Eurotatoria; Philodinida; Philodinidae.
AUGUUACCACAAAUAAUAGAAACAGAUAAACAAGAAGGUAUUAAUUUUUCAUUUCGAGAUAAAAUCGGAUCAACAUUUGAUUCACAUUGUCUUCUUUAUUAUGCUAAACAACAAGAUAAUGGAGAAAAAAAACAAAAUGAUUUAAUUAAUAUUUUAUUUCGUAAUUAUUUUGAACAAGAACAAGAUUUAUCUGAUCAUCAAGUUUUAAUAAAAGCAGCUGAACAAGUUGGAUUUAAUUCAGAUGAAACAAAAGAAUUUCUUCAAUCUGAUCAAUAUAAAAAAAGAAGUUCAAUAUGA